This is a messenger RNA of Stegastes partitus (bicolor damselfish), 2619 nucleotides long. RefSeq names its product rho-related GTP-binding protein RhoC. The transcript is spliced from 5 exons. Gene Ontology annotation, molecular function: GTPase activity; GTP binding. The record is from RefSeq and is a predicted model, not a curated record. Gene Ontology annotation, biological process: small GTPase-mediated signal transduction. Bases 113 to 694 code for a protein of 193 amino acids. Lineage: Eukaryota; Metazoa; Chordata; Actinopteri; Pomacentridae.
UUGACUGCUGCUCGGCCGUUCACUCUGAUUACAGCCGCUUCAGGGGAAGGACGACGGCAGGAGGCGAACACGGAGCCCGUUGGUGAUUUGAAAGCUCACCCUUCAGACGGAGAUGGCUGCAAUCAGGAAGAAGUUGGUGAUAGUAGGUGAUGGUGCAUGUGGGAAGACCUGCCUGCUCAUCGUCUUCAGUAAGGACCAGUUCCCGGAGGUCUACGUCCCCACUGUGUUUGAGAACUACAUCGCUGACAUUGAAGUUGAUGGCAAGCAGGUGGAGUUAGCCUUGUGGGAUACAGCUGGCCAGGAAGACUAUGACAGACUGAGACCACUCUCCUACCCUGACACAGAUGUUAUCCUCAUGUGCUUCUCCAUAGACAGCCCUGACAGUUUAGAGAACAUUCCUGAGAAAUGGACACCUGAAGUGAAACACUUUUGCCCCAAUGUCCCCAUCAUCCUGGUGGGCAACAAGAAGGACCUUAGAAAUGAUGAACACACACGCAGGGAGCUGGCCAAGAUGAAACAGGAGCCAGUGAAGUCUGAGGAGGGCAGAGACAUGGCCAACCGCAUCAGUGCCUUUGGCUACCUUGAGUGCUCAGCCAAGACCAAGGACGGCGUGCGGGAUGUGUUUGAGAUGGCCACCAGAGCAGCACUGCAGGUUCGCAAGCGCAAGAAGAGGGGCGGCUGCCAGCUACUGUGAAUGGGCAGAGCGUGUUGGCCAAUCAGAACCUGAGGGAGGAUCCCCCCCGACCCACAGAGCAAACUUGGAGAAACUUUAAAUCAAUGGCUUCCAUGGACUAUACUUAACUUCACAGAUGCAGAUAAGUCACAGGCAAGUAUGAAAGACUGACACACCUGUUUAAAAGCAAAACAAAUCAGCCUUUUUCUUUUUUAAACCCUUUCCUCUGCAACUCACAUCUUGUUAUUGCUUGUUCCCUGUUUGGUUUUCCUCCACCAGCACACCCGACAGUUUGUGUGAAGGAUUGCCCCUUUCCUUCUAUAUGUAUGGAUGUGUGUUUGUAUUUAUAUGUGCAUAUACUUUACAGAUAUGUCAUAUGUCUGCUUCUAUAUUAUGAUUGUUUACAGAGAAAGGUCUGUGGCCUACAUGCUCAUUGACUGUCUUUGUCUCACAGCUAUGACUUGCAGACAGUUUUAGAUCCACUGCUUCCCCCUGCUUCUCUUGAACUUGCGCAGUCUCUUUUUAUACAUCAGCUUCAGUCCCAAUCCGUCAUCUGUUCCUUAUACCACUAUUAAUUUUACACCCUGAAAUUUCUAUUUCACCAAGUGCUGUGUCAGCAAAGCUCUGUUUUCCACAGCUUUUUCUUCUGACACAAAGGACUAAAUUUAGAGUCUGUUCGCACUGCAUUAAUCCACUGAAACCUACAUAAACUGAAGCACCAGUGACUAUUUGCAUGGAGAGGUUCUGGACUGUACCUUGAUCUGUCUCUUCCAUGGCGAUAGCUUAAACUGGCACUGGAGACAGUGGUCUAUUGUCUUGGACACAAUGCUCGCAGUCACGCUCACACAGGCUCUGGCAGACGUCACCAAUGCCUUCCCCCAAAGAGUUCUGUCUCCUGCCUGAACUCUGUACUGUUUCAGAUCCAGUAUACAGUGUUCAUACAACACUGUGUACUGGAUUUAGCGAGGAUGAAUGCACACUGUAAUCUACCAGUUCCUGGAUGGACACUGUAUACAGCCAUAUUUGUAUUUAACAUAAUAUGGGCCUAUUCUGUGUAUACAAUUUUUAACUAAAUACUCAACUGUCAACAGUGUUACCAUCUCCUAAGGUUGGCUCACCAACAUUAAAUCUGUUGGCCACUUGAAAUUGGAGCAUGGUUGGUGUGUAAUAACCCUUUAUUUGACACUACAGUGACAUUCCUUGAAAUGUAAUUUGAUAAGCAAAGGAUAUCAUAGUGUGUAGCUAAUGUCCAGUUAAAAUGUUGCUCUUGAGUUGCCCUUAUUAAUUGGUGAAAUGGGUCCAAAUAGUAUGAACAGAGGGUGUGUAUGUGUGGGAAUAACAGAGGUUUGGCUCUAAUCAGAAUUUGUCAAUUUUUAAGUAAUAUUUACACCCAUGUGUCCAUAUGUGCGGUUUACAGCAAUUUUUUUUUUGGAAAAAAAAAAAAAGCCACAGAAUUGUAAUGGACAAGCCUGAGAACUAACUUUGUCUGUGGUUACAACCGAAUUUGAACUAUAGUUUCUCUGGACAUGUAUUCUCCUAAAUGACCGGAUCAUAAAACCACCUCAAACAUGCAGCCCUCUGAUGCCGUUAGCGUGUACUUUUCUAUGACAGCUAAAGCAAAAGAGAUGCAGUGUAGUCUGAAUCCAGUCCUGCCCAGAGAACGCCCUGAACACCCUGUAUGCAAGUGUAUUAAAUGGCCCCUACAUUGAUUUUGCCACCACCAUAAGGUGCAACUGUGGUGAUCUUGAUUUUAUCCCGUACAUUCAGAUCUACAGGUCAGAAUGUCGUAGGCCUGGGCUAAUAUCUGGACAGUGCCUCUGUAUUAAAUGUCAAACCUCAUAGUUGAAGAGAAAAUGUUGAUUGUGAUCAUGCUUUACAAACAGGGAUGGGAUGUGUUCAAUGUCUGGGUGAGACAAACAUGUUAAUAAAGUAUUUUUGAAAUACUA